Lethenteron reissneri (Far Eastern brook lamprey) is the source of this 3111-nucleotide messenger RNA. RefSeq names its product phospholipase A-2-activating protein-like. Gene Ontology annotation, cellular component: cytoplasm; nucleus. The record is from RefSeq and is a predicted model, not a curated record. Gene Ontology annotation, biological process: proteasome-mediated ubiquitin-dependent protein catabolic process; ubiquitin recycling. Gene Ontology annotation, molecular function: ubiquitin binding. NCBI's taxonomy places the organism in Eukaryota, Metazoa, Chordata, Hyperoartia, Petromyzontiformes, Petromyzontidae.
AUGGCGGGCAUCAGAGCGCUGGUGGGGUUGUCGUUUGGCGGAGCGGUGGGGCUCAUGUUCCUGAUGUUGGCCUGCGCUCUUCCGGAAUACCAGUCCGAGUUCCGCGAGGCGGCCCGCUGGAAGGCGCACGACGCGUUCGUGUCGUGCGUGUGCGCGCUGCCGCCCUCCGCCGACUUCCUCCCCGCGGGCCUCGUGGCGACGGGAGGCCACGACGGGCACGUGUGCGUCUUCGCGGCCGACGCCCUCGGCCCCGCGUCGGUUCCGCUCUACCGGCUUGAGGGCCACGGCUCCACCGUGUGCUGCCUGGCGACGGGGCGGCGACGGCGGACGAACGGCGGGGGCGGCGGCGCCGUGCCGGCGUUGGCGGGCGUGCUCGUGAGCGGGUCGUGGGACGCGACGGCGCGGGUGUGGCUCCGGGACAAGUGCGUGACCACGCUGCAGGGGCACGGCGCGUCGGUCUGGGCAGUGAGCGUGCUGCACAAGCAGGGCGCCAUUCUCACCGGCUCGGCCGACAAAUCCAUCAAGAUGUGGAAGGCAGGCCGCUGUGAGGUCACCUACACGGGCCACGAGGAUUGCGUGAGGGGCCUCGUGGUUCUGGGCGGCGGCGAGGAGUUCCUGUCGUGCAGCAACGACAGCAGCGUGCGGCGCUGGGCGCUGGCGGGGCCCUGCCUCUCGACGCUCUACGCUCACACCAACUACGUCUACUCCAUCUGCCUGCUGCCCAACACCUCCGGGUUCGUGACGGGAGGAGAGGACCGCACGGUCCGCGUGUGGCGCGGCGAGGAGUGCGUUCAGACAGUGCGCCUACCGGCCCAGUCCGUGUGGAGCGUUUGCGCUCUGCCCAACGGCGACAUCGUGGCCGCCACCAGCGACGGGCGCGUGCACGUGUUCACGGAGAGCGAGGAGCGAGCGGCGCCAGCCAGCGAGCAGCGCGCGCUCGAGGAGGAGCUGGCGGGCAGCGCCAUCGACCCCAAGACCGGCGACCUCGGCGACAUCGGCAGCAGCGAGCUGCCCGGGCGCGAGCACCUCGACGAGCCCGGCACGAGAGACGGGCAGACUCGCCUGAUCCGCGAGGAGGGCCGGGUCGAGGCCUACCAGUGGAGCGCGGCGAUCGGCGGUGACGGCGGCCGCUGGAUCAAGAUCGGCGACGUCGUGGGCUCCUCGGGGGCCACGCAGCAGACCUCGGGGAGGGUCAUGUACGAGGGCAAGGAGUACGACUACGUCUUCUCCGUGGACCUCAACGAGGGCGGGCGGCCGCUGAAGCUGCCGUACAACGUGAGCGAGGACCCGUGGGCGGCGGCCAACGCCUUCCUGGGUCGCCACGACCUGUCGUCCCUCUUCCUCGACCAGGUCGCCAACUUCAUCGUGGAGAACACGCGCGGCGCCACGCUGGGCGGCGGCGCCGGCGCCGGACAGGCGGACCCCUUCACCGGAGGAGGGCGCUACAUUCCAGGUGUUGGCUCCGCCCCCCACGGCACCCCCGGUUCACAAGCCACCGCACCCAACCAACGGGACCCAUUCACAGGAGGUGGUGCGUACUUGAGCGGUGCCAAGCCGGACGCCGCCGCCGCCGUCUCCAGCGCGUUCUUCCCGCAGACCAAGGUCGUGACCUUUGACCAGGCCAACGCCUCCGCCAUUGUGGCCAAGAUCAGCGACCUCAACAAGCAGGUGGCGGAGACUCUGCGUGCGUCCGACGGCGACCUGCAGGCCCUGCAGACCCUGGCCGACUGCGCCACUAGGCCGGAGGCGGGGGAGACGAUCACAACGUCUCAGCUCGAAGCCCUGGAGCUCGUGCUGAGCUGGCCAGAUGAGUUUCUCUUCCCCGCGCUGGACAUCCUGCGCCUCUGCCUGCGCCUCGACGUCCCCAACAAGCACUUCCUGGGCGCCGCCUGCGGCCCGGCGCAGCUCUCCCGCCUCCUGGCGCUCACCUCGGCGCCCGGAGCCGGCGCCGCCGCCCCGAUGCUGGCGCUGCGAGCGCUCUGCAACGCCUGCAGCCGCGAGCCCGGCCGUCGGCUCAUGCGGGAGCGGCGCUCGCUGGUGGUGGAGGGGGCGCUGGAGCUCGUCGGCUCCGACAACCGCAACGUGCAGGUCGCGCUGGCCACGCUGCUGCUCAACUACGCCGUCCUCCACAACGAGUCGUCCUCCUCCGCGUCGUCCCCAAACGGCGACGACGACGAGGCCAUGACCCAACUGCUGUCGGCGGCCGUGGCGCUGCUGGAGCGGCGACCGGACCCCGAGGCGUCGUUCCGGCUGCUCGUGUGCGUCGCCACGCUGGUGCUACGCCGCGGCCGCGCCGGCGACGGCGACGCCGCCCGCAGGCUGAGCGACGCGCUGGGGGUGAGGGCCCACGCCGAGCGGUGCGCCGGCCUGCCGGGGGCGCCGGCAAAGCUCACCGAGUGCGCGCGCUCGCUGCUGGCCUUCCUGUGAUGGGCGCGGGUCGCUUAGGGUGGUGGGCGGCGGGGUGGGCGGUCACGUACGGUGCGAAGAAAGCUUAAACGUGUCGGACAAAAUGGUUUUGCGAGUCCAGGACGUGGAGGCCACAGAGUGGGGGGAUUGUUGAAGAACGGCGGCGGUGGGGGGGGACGGGGCACCCGGUGAGGCACGUGGAGGGUGGGGUACAGUGGGACACCGCGGAAGUUUAGUGAGACGUGGGGUAGUUCAGUGGGACAAGGGGGGGGGGGAGUUCAGUGGGACAAAGGGGGGGGAGACACUGCUUGCGUGUCGUUCAGCGGACACGCGUACAACUUCCUUGACGCCGCAAGUCGCCAAACCGCACUGAUCGGAGGAGAGCGCGUGCGGCCACCUUGCGGCCACCUUGCGGGCCCCACGCGAGCGUUGGGAUUGGGCGCGUGGGGUGGACGACAACGACGACGCACGACAGGGCGUGCGUGGAGGGGGGGGGGGGCGACACGGAGAUUGUGGUGGACUCAGAAGGCCACCAAAGUUUGGGUAACGCCGCGAGUCGCCGCGGGGUUUUAUCUUUUAGUCUCCUGGUUAAGUGAUGACAACGGGCGCCGUUUGCCACCGAGUGACGUUGGCGCCCCCCGCGGCGCCUGCGCCAGGCUAGGUGCACUUUCAAGGCCGCCACGUGAAGCGUCGAAGGCUCGCUGC